Laccaria bicolor S238N-H82 is the source of this 162-nucleotide messenger RNA. RefSeq lists its product as uncharacterized. The transcript has 2 exons. The coding region runs from base 1 to 162 and encodes 53 amino acids. NCBI's taxonomy places the organism in Eukaryota, Fungi, Basidiomycota, Agaricomycetes, Agaricales, Hydnangiaceae. The record is from RefSeq and is a predicted model, not a curated record.
AUGGCAGCCAAUGGGAGUAUCAUUGACUCAGGAGAAGAAAAAGUAGCUCUUCAGAUUUUUCCAAAGGUUGCUGGCCUUGCUCACUGUGUUCAUGAUAAUGCUGUUCUGAAAGAGAAGUUUGAGAGGUUGGUUUCCACAGAUGAAGAGUUACAUGGCCAGUGA